UGUUUGCUGUGGCUGAGUUUUUGUAAAAAGCUCAAGGGGUGAAUUUUGCUGAUUGGAACAUUGCUGCAGGUGUCGGGUCACACUUUAAAAAUUUAGUUGCAGCUGUCAAACUUUUGUAAGGGAGCAGAGUGGUACGUUUCAGGUUAGUGUAAUUAUAGGAUCGCUAUGAGUUAAUUCCUAGAUGUGACUCUUGGGCUGCUGCUUUUUAGAGACGUGUAAUAAUUUUGGUCUUAGUGAGGUUUGAGGGAAUAUAGGUAGAUCAAGCCACGGUCCAAAGUGGAGGGCCCUAUUUUAAGCCCGUCACCCACUCAGACAAAGUCUUGGUAAAUGUGGUCUUUACUCAGGGUUCUUAUUGAUUUUUCCGAAUGCUCCCUGGUCACCAGAUGUUUCUGUUCUGCUCUCAUUGUGAGGAUAUGAGCUAGUCACACUGUGUCACAGGCAAGGCAGCCAAUUUAGGGCUUUGCUGCUUCACACAGUAGCACAAAGUCUGUCACUGAUGUCUCCUGACUCAUAUUUUGUAGAUGCUUUAUUAUUAUUUUCAUUCAUUCAUUCAUUCAUUCAUUCAUUCAUUCAUUUAUUGUUCGUAUCAUAAUGCAGAUCCAGCUUUGAAAUUAGGAUCUGCAAAGAUCUGGUCAUUGCUUCAACCGGUAGCAGGAAGACGUGCCUCAAUUAUAACGUCUCAGUAUUUCUUUUAUCAAUAUUAUUACAUUUCACAUUGGGUUUUUUUGAUGAAAGAAAUAGCUCCAUCCAAAUUGACAUGUUUUCUGCAUUUUAAAAGUCUCCUUUUCAUUAAUGCUGAUUUGUUUAUUCCUUCGAAGUGUUAAACUUCCUGUUUAAGAAAAAAAAAAAGUUCUCACAACUCAUCUCAGUUUUUGAGCUGUAAUUAGUUCAGUUGAAACACUUUUAUAUUUGCCACUUCGUGAUUUACAAAUAAUGAAAAACUGUUUAGCAUAUUAAAUUGUCCAUAUGCUGCUAUUGUUACUAUUAGCACUUGUCUAAAUAUGUUUGUUUACAUGUUUUAAGUGGGAAUACGCAGGUUUGUUUGUGAGCGGCCCGUGUGUGUUUGUGUUUGUGUGUGUGUGUGACGGAAGCCGGCCCAUCUGUUAUUGCAGCCUGUAAUCCUGCCUGACUUGACGCAUCACAGGUGGACAGACUCAUAGAUGCCGUCAACCUCACAGAAUAAAAGUAAAGGAGGAGCUCUUGCUCACGUUGCACCUGUUGGGGCAAACACAUAGUGUAGAGAUGUGGUUAUCCCUCUACAUCAGAUGCUUCAUCGAGUAACCUGUAAAGCAGAUUUCUAUGCUGCUGUACAUAUUUUAUUAGAUAAUAUAAGAAUUUCUAUGUUUAAAUUAAAGUCUUUAUGUCUCUUUAUGUGUUAGAAAAAAAAACAAGACCAGUUGUAAACUUCAGUAAUUGUCCGUUUUGUUAGUUGGGUAAGUAGAAAACAUUCCGAACAAAUUACAAAAUAAUGUCAUUUAGUUCAGUCCUGGAAUUUGUCCGGCUGCAGAUAACAUUACACGAAAGAUACAGGGAGGCACAAGUCAACACAGGCGUGUAAAUACGAGGACGUCAGCGGGAGCCAACAGCGUUCACACCAUUUUGUUUUUACAUCUGCGUUUUUCUCUGCCGCUUGCAUAACCAUGAGACAACUUCAGCGGCUUAGCAGCAGUUUAGACGUGCACUCGGGUUUGUUCGCACUUUCUUGGAGGAAAUUAUCUGGCAGUCGUCAUCUGUCAAACCGGAAAUAUUCUGCGCAGAGAUGUAAACGAGGUGUUUAUUUUGCCAAAUGCAUCUCAGUCAAAGUCCAUGCAGUUGGACUUUCUAUGGGGAGUUUAUAUGUAAAUGUGUAAAAAAAUAAAGCUGGCAGUAAGAAGCGCUAUUUACUAGAUGUGGAAGAGGCGAUUGUUGUGUAGGUGGAGUUCUCGUUGAUUCCCUCGUGUUGUGUCUACUCGUCAGAAGCAGCCACUGCUUUAUUGAAUAAUGAUUAGAUCUGUGUGCUCGGACUAAAUUCUCCCUGGAACGGAGUGUGGGGGCAGUGUGUGUGUGUGUGGUGAGAUAUUGAAUGUAGGUGCUAGGUUAAGUUGCUUUGUGUGUGAGAGUGCUUGCUGUAAACCCAGAAAGCGUUACAUAAACCAUCUCCUCGUCCGACUUCUGGAGGGGAAAAGUCUCCUCCCGGGGCGAGACGCCGCGCCUGUGUUCUCGGCUCUUCGUCGAUCCAGAUAAACUUGGCAUUUCCUGCGUUUGUCCGCGCCCACGACGCUGCCAGCGGUGUGAAAGCUGUCCGCGGCUCGUGACAGCGCCUCUGUUCGCCUGCUGCAAUGUUGGGUGACUGGCUGGGACGUUAUUCCCGUGGAUAAAGAGGCUAAGCUGUCGUUUUGGACAGAAGAUGGAGCUCCCUCCUGAUUUGUUCCUGGAAUCACCGCUGGUGCUGUCCCCGCCCACAGCAUCGUCGGUGCGAGCCGGCUCCGCCCCUCAGAAGCCUCAGCGGCGUCGGAGCAGCGGAAGCGGCGCCGCCGCCGGGCCUCGCCCGUUGCGCUCAGCCUCCAAGCCGGGCUCCGACGCGGGCAGCAUGGAGGUGGGCAUGCGCGUGGUGCGCGGCCUGGACUGGAAGUGGGGGAACCAGGACGACGGCGAGGGCCACGUAGGCACCGUGGUGGAGAUCGGGCGCCAGGGCAGCACCACCACCCCUGACAAGACCGUGGUGGUGCAGUGGGACAGCGGCACACGGACCAACUAUCGCACAGGCUACCAGGGCGCCUACGACCUGCUGCUCUACGACAACGCUCAAAUUGGGGUGCGCCACUCCAACAUCAUCUGCGACAGCUGCAAAAAGCACGGCAUCAUGGGAAUGCGAUGGAAGUGCAAGGUGUGCUUCGACUACGACCUGUGCACCCAGUGCUACAUGAACAACAAGCACGACCUGAGCCAUGCCUUCGAGCGCUACGAGACGGCGCAUUCGCAGCCAGUGAGCUUGGCACCGAGGCAGAACCUCCCGCGGAUCAUCCUCAAAGGAAUCUUCCAAGGGGUUAAAGUGGUUCGUGGACCUGACUGGGACUGGGGCAACCAAGAUGGCGGGGAGGGUAAGGUUGGGAAGGUAGUGGACAUUCGUGGCUGGGACACAGAGUCUGGCCGCAGCGUGGCUAGUGUCACCUGGACUAAUGGCACCACCAACGUCUACCGAAUGGGCCACAAAGGCAAGGUAGACCUCAAGUAUGUGUCGGACGGUCAAGGAGGAUUCUAUUACAAGGAUCACCUACCAAAGCUUGGAGAGCACGCGGAGCUGCAGCGCCAGGAGAGCGCUGACGGCCACUCCUUCCAGCAGGGCGACAAAGUCAAGUGUCUGUUGGAGGUGGACAUCCUGCGGCAGAUGCAGGAGGGCCAUGGAGGCUGGAACCCGAAAAUGGCAGAGUAUAUUUGCCGGAUUGGGACUGUUCAUAGGAUCACUGACCGAGGAGAUGUCAGAGUCCAGUACAGUAACAACAUUCGCUGGACUUUUCAUCCAGGGGCCCUCACCAAGGUGAACACUUUUGGAGUUGGCGAACUAGUUCGAGUACUGGAGGACAUAGAGAGUGUAAAGAGACUGCAAGCAGGCCAUGGGGAGUGGACAGACAGCAUGGCUCCUGUGCUCGGGCAGGUGGGGAAGGUGCUUAAAGUAUAUGCAGAUGGUGACCUCCGGGUGGCAUUUGGAGGUCAGACGUGGACGUUCAACCCCGCGUGCCUCUCAGCCCAGCCUGUGGAGGUAGAUGCCAACCUCAUGACGGCCGAGAACCCCAACGAAUCUGGAAGUACCGUCAUCUCGGUGCUGGAGAAGCUGCUGUCUCAGUCCACGGAGCAGGACAAUCCCAGCCGGCUAGUAAUCGAGGCAGCGCAUGGCAGUGCCAACAAAGUGCGGGAGCUGGUGCAGAAGUAUCCUGACAAGGUGGACAUUAAGAACCAGGGAAAGACUGCACUGCAGGUUGCAGCUCACCAAGGACACAUGGAGGUGGUGAAGGCCCUGCUGCAGGCCAACAGCUCUAUUGAUGUCAAGGAUGAAGAUGGGGACACAGCGUUGCACUAUACUGCGUUUGGUAAUCAGGCAGAAAUCGCCCGGCUGCUGUUGAGCAAGGGGGCAAAUAUUAACCUCCUGAACAACUCCAUGUGCACGGCGCUGCACAUCGCGGUCAAUAAGGGCUUCACUGACGUUGUGCGAGUGCUGACUGAACAUUCGGCUGACGUCAAUCUCCAGGAUUCAUACGGAGACACUCCUCUCCAUGACGCCAUUGCAAAAGAUUUUCGUACCAUCAUCGAGAUCUUAGUUGUGGUGCCCAACAUUGAUUUCACUCAGCAGAACCACAGAGGCUUCAACCUUCUGCACCAUGCUGCUCUAAAAGGAAACAAACUGGCCACAGAGAAGAUCCUGGCCCGGGCCCGGCAGCUGGUGGACGUUAAGAAGGAGGACGGCUUCUCCGCGCUGCAUCUGGCCGCGCUCAACAACCACAGAGACGUUGCCGAGAUCCUCAUCAAGGAGGGACGCUGCGACUGCAACAUCCGCAACAACCGCAACCAGACGCCUCUGCAGCUCGCGGUGACGCAGGGCCACACGGACCUGGUGCAGCUGCUGGUGGCCGAGGGCGCCGACGUCAACAUGGAGGACGAGGACGGCGACACGGCCAUGCACGUGGCCCUGCUCCGCCCGCAGCUGGCCAACGUCAUGCUCAGCCCCGCGGUGGGAACCAGCAGCACCGAGGAGAGCAGCGACGGGUGUUCCUCCACGUCGCUCUACUGCAGGCUGAGCGCCUCAGGUCUUCUGGGAAAUACCGAGAUGAGUGUUGGUGCAGCGAUCGCCUGUUUCCUGGCGCAGGAAGGGGCUGACAUUAGCUACGCCAACCACAAGGGCAAGAGUCCUCUGGACCUGGUGUCGGACAGCGCCAUGCUGCAGCUCAUCAAGAGCUUCUCUGAGAAGCACAGGUUGCAGCGUCUGCAGGCCAUCACGUGUGGCCAGGGGCUGAGCAGCGCCAGCCUGCGGCGGGUCCACACCACGCCCAACACCAUGACCAACCUGGUGCUUCCCACGCCGCCGGGGCCCAGCGAAUGCCUCAUCUGCUCCGAGCUGGCGUUGCUGGUUUUGUUCUGUCCCUGUCAGCACAGUGUGGCUUGUGAAGAGUGCGCCCAUCGAAUGAAGAAAUGCAUAAAAUGCCAAGUCACAAUCACAAAGAAAAUUAGACAAGACCAAACAGAGGUGGACUGCAGCCCCGGCAAUGAGAACUCAGAGCAGCAUAACCUGCUGGAGCAGCUGCAGUCCCGCUACCGGCAGAUGGAGGAGCGCAUCACCUGCCCCAUCUGCAUCGACAACCACAUCAAGCUGGUCUUCCAGUGCGGCCACGCCUCCUGCAUCGACUGCAGCGCUGCGCUGAAGACCUGCCCCAUCUGCCGGCAGACCAUCCGCGAGCGGAUCCAGCUGUUUGUCUGAGCUUCUCUCCCCUCUCGGCUCUUAACGACCCAAAGAGGAUGUCGGAGGGGGCUGGAGAAGAGUGGGGGUGGAGGUGGGAGGGGACCGGACCUGUGUCUGCCUGUGCUUACAUGCUCAUCCUCUACCGUUACACUUUUUUGUUACAUUUCAAAACUCAUGGCUCCGACACAAUGGGAUAAAAGUCUCAAGGUGAAGUUUGUUUAGGAGGAAGAACAAGGUCCCUCACCUCCUCCUCUCCUCACGCCCACCCAGCCUCCGCCUCCUUCAAUCUGUCCUAUUUUGCUGCUUUUCGUGGAUGUCUGUUACCCAUCAUCCUCUCUGGCUGUCUGGCCUCUUUCUGUUUACAAGGCUGCACAGAAUCAGUCCCUGUCUUCUCACCCUUGAGCCUGUCCUGUGAAUUACCUUUGCGCUCAUUUGUAUCUCUUAAUAAUCAUGGUGUCUGCAGAGGUUGUUGGUAAAAGUGGUAAAAGGUUCUCCACAUAGUCCCCAACAACGCGCCUGUAUGCAAGGGGACAGACACACUAUAUAUGCAUGAGUAUAUGCAUAUUUUAAAGCUGAAAAUGACUUGUGGUGUCAAGGGUGUCGUUGUUACAUUUGUGGUUUUUACUUUUACUGGUAGGUUCAGAUUUUUAUUUAUGUGUGAAAGGUGGUAUUAUGUACUAAUAUUCUUUAUUUCGUUGUUUGCAAAAAAAAGAAAUUCACCCCAAGCCUAUGUCCUCUACUCAGGGUAUCAACAUAUUGAAAGCACUUGUGAUAUCCAUGAAAGGUUAAAGACCCCCUGCCCAACACAUCAGUGUCAUAAAGCUAGAGAUCAAGAGUAGAACAAGAAUUACUGAAAAGCCACUCAUUUCACUUUAUUAAUGCCGAAACUUACCUUCUCAUUAGUGCAAUGAAUGUUUGCAGACGGAAUUCUGCAAAAAAAACUGACAUUUUAUCCCCCAAAAAAUAGCUUAUAACAUGCCAGAAGCACCAGUCAGCUGUAAAUCUGUUUGAUUUAGGACUUCGGUUUGUGUCUGAAGGCUUCGGUCUGUCUGUCACCUGUGUGGUGUAGAGGAUACUGUGUUAUUUAACUACCACAUGUAUUGUAAAAUAGACUCAGAAGGGCAAAAACAUGACGUCGUCCUGUUGCAUCUGUAGUUUGUCGACCUACCCUGUCCAGUGAUUUCAUCAGAACCCCCCCCCCCCCCCCCCCUCUCCUGUGAAUGUCUCUGUGUUUGCUGUUUCUCGAAGGGCUUAUGAAUAAGAGUAAAAGUCGUAUCUGUUUCAGUCUCUGAUUUCAUUUACUCCAGUGAACUUCCAGAGACGGGAGAUUUUUCUUAGUUGUCUUCAUUAGCUCCCACGGUUUGGGAGCGCCAAUGUUAAAGAUGUACAUUUGAAUGUCUUUGGGGGGUGUAUCCUGUCUCACUCUGCCUUUUUUAUGUGUAAAAAAUAUAUAUAUAUAUAUAAAUAUAUAUGUUAGAUGAGAAAGAGAUGGAGACACUGACAUGUGUUUGCCACAAGGUUUACUUGGAGGAAAGAACUUUUACAUCCGUGCCAAAUCGCAUGAGGAUGUGCAUGGGCAUGCACAGCCAAGUAUCUAUCCAUUCUGUGGAAUCCCUCACAGGACGAGGGACCAGGAAGCUAACUAACGCUCAUUUUAAGCAUCGAUAUUUUGUUAAAUAGAAAACUGAAGUAUUAUCAGCACAUCCAGUGACAGCACUGACGUUGGCAUUGAAGCUAACGGCGUGAGCCUCCUAACUUUAGCUGUAGUGCUCGAAAACCUCCUCGUGCUCGCAAUUACAAACGAUGCUACUCUCACUUUCCAAGCGUCACUCGUCCCAUGUUGUUUGGAGCUUUUUACAAUUAUAUAUUUAUAUAUUGUGAGACAUUAUCAAUCAAGUGACAAGUUUCUUACUGAGAUUUAAACAUUUUAAAAGGAUUGUCCGCUUCGUGUUCUGAGUCGAUGGUUUUACAGGCAAAGGCAAUAAUGAGAAAACAGAGAAGAUUUUCAGGUUGCUGCCAGAAAGAGAAAGAACUUGUGUAUAAAACCACAAUUAAAGCAGCAAACGUUACUAUAGGUGUUUGUACAGUUAAGCUCUUGGAGUACUGAUGUUGGCCUUACUGUCCAUUCCUCCUCUGUUGAUGUUUUUUCAGUUGUAUUCUGUACAAAAAUAUUUUGCAAUAAAUGGAACUGUUUUCUAUUGA
This is a messenger RNA of Betta splendens (Siamese fighting fish), 7633 nucleotides long. RefSeq names its product MIB E3 ubiquitin protein ligase 2 (gene mib2). NCBI's taxonomy places the organism in Eukaryota, Metazoa, Chordata, Actinopteri, Anabantiformes, Osphronemidae. The record is from RefSeq and is a predicted model, not a curated record. Gene Ontology annotation, biological process: protein ubiquitination. Gene Ontology annotation, cellular component: cytoplasm. Gene Ontology annotation, molecular function: protein binding; zinc ion binding; ubiquitin-protein transferase activity. Bases 2387 to 5449 code for a protein of 1020 amino acids. The transcript has 19 exons.